AUGACUAUAUCUGCAACUUCUCAUCAUAAAAAGAGAUUCUACCCCCAAAAGGUAGAUGAGUUUAUUAAUCUUUGGAAAGCUAUAAAAUGGAAAGAUGUACAAUGUGAUGACACCACUGGUCAUUUCCCUCAAAAUCAUUUCAAUUCUGGAAGAUGUUAUGGAAAUGGUGCAUUUUGUAAAUAUGAUUAUGAAUGUUGUUCUCAACAUUGUCUUCAUGCAAGUUACUGUGCACCCGCUGGAUAUACCACCAAGUAA
Molecule: messenger RNA, 255 nt
Organism: Heterostelium album PN500
Lineage: Eukaryota; Evosea; Eumycetozoa; Acytosteliales; Acytosteliaceae
Exons: 4
Coding region: 1-255 (84 amino acids)
Source: RefSeq, a predicted model, not a curated record